CGACCGAUUGAAUUAGAUCACCGAUCUUCUCUUUUCUAGUUCAAUCAUUUAGGUCGAAUCCAAGUCAACAUCCACUUGACCAUUUUCGAGUUUUCUUAAACGCGUCUAUCAAGUGAAUCACGAGAUUUUUCGCCAUGGCUGAAGUAGAGAACGAGAAUCUGGAGAUAGAUCUCUUCGCAGACUUAUACGAUGACGAUGGCGCACCAGCCUCGAUUCCAGCAGCAGCAGCACCUGCUGCGCAACCGUCGAACCCCGUCCCUGCCCCAGCUACUACUUCGUUCAACCAACAGCCAGCAGUAGAGUCCUACAGUAGACCUGAGAACGAUCAAGACCACAACGAUGUAGCUCAUACGAUUGAGGAGAACGGCUAUGGUGACGAAUACCAAGAUGAUAAUUAUGAUGACGACGAUGAUGUUGAUUUUAACUUGGGUAAUGGUCCUACUGGUGCUGUUACCGCAGUUCAUAAUCACCAAGAUGACUCUUCUGUGUUUCAUACUACCCGAGGACCUAGUGCUAAAGAAGACGGGUAAGUAUUUUCCCUUUAGAUCUUGUUUUUGUUUCUGUCCUAGUUUUCUGCCAGUUUAUUGGCCCUAAAAGAGCCCUACUUCGUCUCUCGCCUCUACAAGACCAGGUCAAAACGGUAUUUAGAGCAUGCUUAGAUGCUCAAAGCUUUUGGUUCGGGAGAUGC
This is a messenger RNA of Annulohypoxylon maeteangense, 688 nucleotides long. RefSeq lists its product as uncharacterized. The record is from RefSeq and is a predicted model, not a curated record. The transcript is spliced from 2 exons. The coding region runs from base 135 to 530 and encodes 131 amino acids. NCBI's taxonomy places the organism in Eukaryota, Fungi, Ascomycota, Sordariomycetes, Xylariales, Hypoxylaceae.